Gymnodraco acuticeps is the source of this 3492-nucleotide messenger RNA. It is a transcript of the gene nod1, whose product is annotated as nucleotide-binding oligomerization domain containing 1. Gene Ontology annotation, molecular function: protein binding. The record is from RefSeq and is a predicted model, not a curated record. Lineage: Eukaryota; Metazoa; Chordata; Actinopteri; Perciformes; Bathydraconidae. Gene Ontology annotation, biological process: regulation of apoptotic process.
CCUCCAACACAAAGCUGUCUCUGUCAGAAACAGCAGAUGUAAUGUGUCUCAAAGUGACAUAUCUGGGCACUUGUGAUAUUAAAAAGAGUUAAUUCCUCUCAACAAUUGUUUGUCACUUUACAGUUGAGUGUUUACAGCGCUUUGGUGUGGACGCAACACAAUGGUGGCUGAGCUGCAGUAACCAUGGGUCAGAGAGAAGAGGUGAGGCCGUCCUGCCUCUCCCUCCUCACCUACCACAGAGAGCUGCUGGUGUCCCGGCUCCGGAGCGUCCCCUGCAUCCUGGACAACCUGCUGGCCUCUGGCUUCGUCUGUGAGGAGGAUGUGGAGAUCGUUCAGCGAACUGCCACCAAGACAGACCAGGUGCGUAGAAUCUUGGAGCUAGUCCAAUGCAAAGGUGAGGAGGCCUCUGAAUACUUCAUUUACAUCAUUUACAAAGUAUGUGAUGCAUACGUAGACCUCCAGCCAUGGCUGAAAGACAUCAACUUCAACCCAAGCAGUGAAGUAGCACUGUUGGACGUGGUGAACACAGAUCCCAUCAGCAGGUUCAGUGAGAAGCUGAGGCGCGGCAUGAGCCAAGACACCAGCUUCAUCAUGUCGUACGGCCAGCAAGAGGAGACCCGUCUGGGGGAGCUGUACACCGACACGCUGAUGGAGCUGCUGAACGACUGCAACGAGAGUCUGGGCUUCCUGGAGAGCCUGCACACGCUGCUGGGAGACCACGCAAUCUUCAACCCCCAGGGGGAGACCAUCUCUGUGAUGGGGGAUGCCGGGGUGGGGAAAUCCAUCCUGCUGCAGAAGCUCCAGAAUCUCUGGUCCAACAAAGAGCUACAGACGGACGCCAUCUUCUUCUUUAAGUUCCGCUGCAGGACGUUCAGCCUCUUCAAGGACUCGGAGCAGAUGUCCCUCAGAGAGCUUCUGUUCAAACACAACUGCUGCCCCGACCACGACCCGGACGACGAGGUGUUUGAGUUCAUCCUGCGCUUCCCUGAGAAGGUUCUCUUUACGUUUGACGGCUACGAUGAGAUUCAGAUGAGUGACCUGAUGAAUGUUGCUGAGGUGGGCUCACCAGAUGUAAAGGCCCACCCCCUCCAGCUGCUCAUCAGCCUGCUCUGUGGGAAACUGCUCAAGGGUUCCCAGAAGGUUCUGACGGCCCGCACAGGCACCGAGAUCCAGAGCAGGGUGAUCAGGAAGAAGGUGGCUCUGCGUGGCUUCUCCCCGGCUCACCUGAACACCUACAUCCACCUGCACUUCAAGAAGCAGGAGCACCGAGAGCUGGUGUCCGUGCAGCUGGAUGCUAGCCCCCACCUCUGUGGCCUCUGCUCCACCCCGCUCUUCUGCUGGAUCGUAUUCAAGAGCUUCAGGCACCUGCACACCAUGCAUGAUAGUUUCCACCUGCCUGACACCUGCAUCACGCUCACAGACAUCUUCCUCCUGCUGUCCGAGGUGUUCCUCAGCCGCUCAGCCGCUCCUGCUCCGUCUCUGCUGAAGAAGAGCAUUCGGUGUGUUUCCGAGACGUUCAGAGCCGGGCUCAGGUCCCUCACACCGUUUGCCAAACUGGCUCUUCAGGGUAUGGAGAGAGGAAGCUUCAUCUGGAGCCAGGAGCAGAUGAGUGAGUGUGGGCUGACGGAGGAGGACCUGUCACUGGGCUUCCUGCGGCCUGUCGGUGAGUUCGACGCCAGCGGGGGCGCCGCUACAUUUGAAUUCCUCCACGUCACCCUGCAGUCUUUCCUGGCAGCGUUUGCUCUGGUGUUGGACGAGCAGGCUCCUGCCGGCUCCAUCCUCAAGUUCUUCACAGAGUGCAGCAGGAAGAGGAAUACAUUUUGUGUUCCUUUUCAAGUCUGUAUCAGUGGCUCCACAAAGUCCAGGGAAAAGAAUCCAUUUGUGACAAAUGAACACCUUCAGUUCACUAACCUGUUCCUGUGCGGCCUGCUGUCCAAGGCUCACGUCGGCCUGAUGGAGCAUCUGGUUUCUCCUGUGUUAUUAAAGAAAAAACGGGCCUUGCUCAAAUCCUACCUUUCUACCAGUGUGAAGUCCCACCUCCAAGGAUUACCCCACUAUGAUGGUGAGGAGGGCAAGAAGGUCCAUGUGCUGCCCAACUUCCUGUGGAUGCUGCGCUGCAUCUUUGAGACAGGGAGCAGAGACAUCGCCCAGACGACGGCCAGAGGCAUCAAGGCGGACUUCAUCAAGCUGGGCUACUGUAACGUGUUCUCCGGGGACUGCACCGCUAUCAACUUCGUGCUGCAGCACCGUCACAAGGUCCUGGGCCUCGACAUGGACAACAACAACAUCAGUGACUAUGGGGUGAAGCAGCUGAAGCCCUCCUUCAGUAAGAUGACAGUAGUGAGACUGAGUGUGAAUCAGCUGUCUGACAGCAGCAUUGAGGUUCUUGCAGAGGAGCUGUGUAAGCACAAAGUCGUGGAAAUCUUGGGCCUUUACAACAAUCACAUCACAGAUGUUGGAGCUAAGCUGGUGGCUCAGAUCAUCCAGGAAUGCCCAAAGCUGCGAGUCGUCAAGGUUGGCAAAAACAGGAUCACUGGUUCGGGGGGGAGAUAUCUGGCCAGCGCAAUCCAGAGGAGCUCUUCUAUAUUUGAUGUGGGGAUGUGGGGGAACAGCAUCGGUGAUGAGGGAGCAGAAGCAUUCGCAGAAGCCUUGAGGAAUCACCCGAGCCUCACCAACCUCAGUCUCUCAGCCAAUGGCAUCACGUCUAGAGGUGGGAGGAGCCUGUCGGAGGCGCUGAAAGAGAACAGCGUGCUCAGCAUAUUCUGGUUGGUGCAGAAUGAGCUCACUGAUGACGCAGCGCCACACUUUGCUGACCUGGUCCAGGCAGACACAGGUCUCAGCCACCUCUGGUUAAUCAGCAACCAGUUCUCUGUGGAGGGGAUCCAGCAGCUGGCCGAGGCCCUCCCUCACAACUCAGCCCUCAAAGAGAUCUGUGUGAAAGGAAACCAGCUCUCGGAGGAGGAAGAGAAACAGUUUGUGGCAGAGAAGAGGCUGCGCUUCCACUGAGGGGCACCAACCUGAGACCUGCUGAGUCAUGUCUGUAACUGUUAGCAUUAAAAAGUCCCACUGCCAGUGAAGGGGAAAUACACUCGUCUAUAUACUUCACAUCCAUGAGGAAACUGUCGCUUUCAUGUCAUGAAGGAGAUGAAAUUAUUUGAAAUUUGAGGUGACUAUUACAAAAAAGGGGAAGCACUGAUGUAGAAACGCAUUUCUUGUUAAUGCCAUCCAAAGCAAACAGGCCCCUAUCACUUCUUGAUAAGACUUCGUAUAACACUGCCAUACAGGAAGUCACAACUGAAGUGACAGAGGCCUGCACACAUUGAUGCGUAGUCCCUACAAUGGGUCAAGCUUCAUAACCGUUGGAUACUACAUUUCCCAUAAUGCAUAGCAAGCACCCAUCUUUUUUGAACUAUCUGUGUUUAGCAUUAACAAUGAGAGAAUGUUUUUUUAUCCAAAGGUGUGUGCUUUUUUAAAAUAAAUAUUUUAACAUCU